AUUCGAUCUAUCGCAUAUAGCUGUGAUGUAACCCACUAUCCUGGACAAUUGCAGCUCAUGUUAACAUGAAGGGAAUACAUGUUUUCAUAAUUAAAUAUUGUUUGCAAUUUUUAUAUGUGAGCAGACGAACAGGCUAUACUAUAUGGAUAAGCCAAAAGCAAAUGACCUGGGUUGAAAGCUUCAAUUACUGUAAACUUAGUACCGAAAAAGAUGUCAAAUUGUUUAACGCCAGAUAUACCGCAUGGGGUAGUGGAGUAUACCUUAACACACGUUGGAUGAUUCACAAAGGCUGUUACAAAAGUUCAGAUGCAGUUGACAGUAAAACCGUCAAGGCCAUAGCACAGAACUCUCCAUCACUUUGUUCUUCUGAAUGUGAAAUGAGUUUACAUUUUGCACUGAAGUACAACUGGUGCUUAUGCUUGACUUCCCUAAACAAUAUGGUGAAGGAGACAUCAGACAAAUGCAAGUAUACGUGUGCUGGUUCUAAGGAUGACAGUUGUGGCGACAGAAUAAAUUACUCUGUAUACAGUCAUGUCACAGGGAAAAGCAAACCUUUACAAGAUGGUGAUCCAAAACAUACGUGUUCUGUUGUCAUUCGUAAGAAAGUAGGAUUCAUACUGAAAGCUGUUGAUUGUUCUAGACUCUACUGGACAGCAUGUGAGAUGCAAUCUGGAGCUAUUAAGAUUAUGGGCCAUGGAUUAUCCUACCGGUCAGCGAUUAAUCGAUGUUCUCUUCAUGGUAAUUCCUUACCCACAAUCAACGAAGAUGGUGUAAACAACUUGGAGGAAGGAAAAAUGUACUGGACAAAUAUUCACAGGCGUACAUUCCUAAAAUGGAUAAAAGACGAACCGGUCAAGCAGAUUUGCUAUAAAGUGCAAGCAUCAUUGGGAUGUUUACUUGUUUUAAGAGAGGCAAAUGGGGAUGUGCAAUAUAUUCAAGAAUCAUGCCAGUCUAAGUUCCCUGUAAUAUGUGACCAAGUGGGUGUCGAGGGCAGCGUCGACACAAUGCAUUGCAAAACAAAAAAUAUAAGUACGCUGUAUACAACGAACAGACCAAAACUGGUAACAACCUCCGUAACCGGCGGACUUCAAUACAUGACAAGGGCAUAUAAAUCCACAGAAACUAUUCUUGACACAACAAGAUUUCACAAAGCAUUUCAAACUCCAGGAAUUUUUGUCAAAGAAACCUCCAAGGUUUCAAAAAAUCUCAAUUUCUUCACAACCCUGAGCAAAGCAGUCACUUCAACGACUUCCAGAACCGCCAAAGCAACGCUAGUGUCAAGGAAAACCAGUAAACUACAACCAGAUUAUUCUCAAACUACAACUUCAGAAAAUCCGUAUAUGUUAAACGUGCAAAGCACAAUAGUAUACAGAUACAAAACUACUACAGUAACUACGAAGGCACAGACAACAUUGUCGACUACAACAAGUACAGAUCUAGAACUAUUGCAAACCACUACCUCUUCUCACACGUCCACAAAUCUACCUGGUACAUCAUCAACAACUUCCACUAAAGUUUCUCUACAACCAGUACCCAGUGCAGUUGAACUCUUUAGUGGCGUGAAUACCACGAUGAAGACUUCAAAACAUGACAAUGACAUCUUUAGAACAGAAGACCUUUUUGUUAUCUUCUAUAUUCAAAUUGGUAUAGUAGCACUUGUUACCUUUGUAGCAUUUGUUUUAGUUUGUCUCCUAACGUAUAUGAUCGCCUUACUCCGUAGAGGAAGAGAAACAAAACAGAGCAGUCUAUACGAACUAUCUUCGCGAACUACGCCUGACCCAAGAAUGUAUUCACAGUUACUUAUGCCUAUUUCUCGGAUAUACAGUUCUGCUCAUAACGAUACUGUUGAUAAUUCAGUAUUUUAGAUUUCAUUUUAAUGGACGGUUACGUUCAAAGAAUAAGCAAUAUAUAUAUAUAUAUAGAAAGUAUGAUACGCUGCUUCACGAUAAAAAAGUACCACUGCAUUUCAGUUUUGUUUGUUAUACAGAAACGUCAACUGUUAAUGAUAAAGUCUCCAUUAAUGUCGACUUUUGAUGCAACAACGUUGAAUUUACACAUGACAAAUUCAAUUUCGUAAAAUGUCAAGCAUGAACUGAUGCAGGAAGGAAAGAUAACUGUUUGUAUAUUAAAUAACGUCUAAAAAUAAAACGUUUUCAACCCUUUAA
Molecule: messenger RNA, 2165 nt
Organism: Mytilus californianus (California mussel)
Lineage: Eukaryota; Metazoa; Mollusca; Bivalvia; Mytilida; Mytilidae
Exons: 13
Coding region: 66-1865 (599 amino acids)
Source: RefSeq, a predicted model, not a curated record